AUGCCAACAUCAAGUCAAUCUAAAAUUCUCUCUGUUAUUGAUUAUCAGUUGGGUCAACAACAGGCUACUGGUCAAGAUGAAGUAACAAAACCAACUGUUCAUAGUUCUGGUAGUAAAAUUCCAGGAAAUGAAUCAAAACGACGUUCUCACAAAGAUGAUCGUCGUGCAUCAAUAGAAAAUAAAAAUGAUGAAGAUAAUCAUUCUCCAUCACCUCCUAAUAUAACUGAUCGACGAUUAAGUUUCAGCAAAAAUACUGAUGGCUUACAAUCAGGACGAACAACUCAACGCAAUGAUCUACUAUAUGUACCUGUAAUAAAUCUUAAUAAUAUGGCACAAAAUCAACCACGAAUCACAUCAGGUUUCACUUAUGUAAAUGAUAAUCGACAAAGUCGAACAGUCAACACAAAUGAACGAACAAAACCUAUAUUAGUUGAUUCGACGAUACAAUCAUAUCAAUAUCGUCGAAAUUCAUUUAAUUCUGACAAUGAUGAUCAAAUUGAAAAUGAACAUAGAUCAAAACAAAUUAAAAAAUAUCCAACACCAAUAAGUGCUGAAGAAAAUAUAUCAUCUUCAUCAGAUGUUGAUCAAGAUAAUGAUAAUGGUGAUGAUGAUAAUUUAAAACGUGAACGUCGACCAAGUUUACUAAAUGAAAAUGCUCGUCGUUUACUUAUUUUGGGUACAAUACGUCCAUCAAAAACUUUUUAUAAAAAUUUAUCUGACGCUGAUGCUGAUCAUCUUAUGGAAUAUUUUCGUCGAAUGAAAAAUACACAUCAAAAAAUGACAUCAGACGAAAUACAUCAAGAAUUAACAACUAAAUUUGUUGAAUAUAAACCAAAAAUUUUUUUUGAUUCGGCUUCUGUAACAAAAAGUCAAGUAGUAAGUAUUGAAAAAAUCAUUGAAGAAUAUGCUGAUAAAAUUCGAACAAAUAAAGCUGAAUUUGUUAAAGUUGAAAAUCCAAUGCGCUUUGUUAUAAAACAAAUUGAUAAUGAUAAACCAUUAACAAUAAUACCACGUGAAUAUAAUGAUUGUUUUAUAACACUUGUUACUCGAUCAGAUCCAUUACGUAAAUCAGAUUUAAUUACUGAACUUGUUCAAGAUAAACUUUUAGCAGAUGUCAAAGCUAAUUCAUUAGACAUCAGUUAUUUUCCCGGUGGUAUUAAUUAUGAUGUACCACGUGAUGAAAUUGAUGAAAAUGGUCAAAUGAAUACAGAAAUAUAUCAAAAAUUAAAAAGCCGUCUAAAUAGUCGUAAAGUUUGGUAUUUUAAUGGACCACCAGAAAAAAAACCAAAUGCUUUAUUAGCUAUUCUUCCACCAGAUGUAACAAUUAAUAUUGAUCAUCAACGUUUAUUUGAUGCUCUUAUUGAACGUUUAAAAACUUCAGCAACAAAAGAAAACUAUAAUAUUGAACAACAGAUAUUAUCAAUUGAAUUUGUUCCAUUAAAUUGUAUAUUAAAUUCAAAUGAUAUAUCAAGUCAAUUUGUUAUUGAUUGCGAUACAAUUGAAACAAAACAACAAUUAAUGGAAAAACCAUUAAAAAUUGUUUUAAACAAGCAAUCAAUUAUUAUUGAAUUAUGUUCUUAUGAUGAAAAUAUGCAUAGAGAAUAUGAAAAAUUUGUUAAAUCAGAAAAAUAUCGUGAAUUAAUUAAAAAUCAUGAUACCGCUGUUAAACGAACAUCAAAAACAAAGUAG
Messenger RNA from Rotaria sp. Silwood2, 1689 nucleotides. Lineage: Eukaryota; Metazoa; Rotifera; Eurotatoria; Philodinida; Philodinidae. The record is from the annotation of a GenBank genome assembly.